Messenger RNA from Nematocida parisii ERTm1, 1624 nucleotides. RefSeq lists its product as uncharacterized. The transcript has a single exon. Lineage: Eukaryota; Fungi; Microsporidia. The coding region runs from base 1 to 1032 and encodes 343 amino acids. The record is from RefSeq and is a predicted model, not a curated record.
AUGAAUACCCCAGAAAUAAUCCAAAACCAAGAAAACCUCUAUGGAAUACCUCCACCACCGUAUGAAAUAGCCGUUACACUAACAAAUAUAUCGUACACGUACACUCCACCACCUAAUUAUCAUGAUAUAGUCAGUGGUUAUAUCGAUCCACGCCCAUCCAUUAACCUUAAUAAUAUACUGCCAAAUAUUCAAGACGAGUUCAGUCACAUUAAUGACCCUGAGUGUACCACUGUAACAGUAAAUAACCAUGUGUAUUAUGAUAUAUCCGGUAUGACCAUGUUACUAAUAUAUAAUAUACCACUGUAUAUAAUAGGACCGUAUAUAUAUACAGUACUAUUUAAUCAUAUAUCAGCUAUACUUAAUACAGGCACUAAAACAUUCCCAUUAGGAUUAGAUUAUAAUGAUACUUAUAUUAUACUAUCAUACGGUGUAUUACUUAUAUUCUACUUAAUUAUACGGUCGGUUAUUAUGUUUAUAUUAGGAUAUUUCAGUUAUUUAUCUAUAUUUAACAUAAAUAUAUCUGCUAAUUUAUCAUUUAUUACUAAUAUGAUUAUAAUCAUAAUGAAUAUAUUCAUAAUACGUAUUAUAUAUAUGAUAUACAGUAUAUGUGAUAUAUCAUAUAAUAUGUAUAUACAGUAUAUUAUACUAUUAAUAGUAUACAGUAUAAUAUUAAAGUAUUACAUAUAUAAUAUAUACAAGAAUAUAGCCAAAUACAGCAUAUGUAAUAGGAGACUAAAUAAUAGAGGACUAAGUAAUGAUAUGAGUGUGUAUACUAGUAGUAAUAUAGAUAGUAGUAAUACGAUGGGUAGUACUGUAUAUGAUACAAGUACAGGUAAUACUGAUACUGAUAGGUAUACUAGUGGUACUGUAUAUACCACUGAUACAUCUGAUACAUCUGAUACAUCUACUUAUAUUAUUAAUGGUAUUAUUAGUAUAAUACGUAUACUGAUUAAUAUACUAGGUAUAAUUGGGUGUACUACUCUUAUAUAUGAUAUAGUAUACUGUAUAUACAGUAUAUAUAUACUUAAUUGAUUUUAUAUUUAGGGUAUGCGGUAUUUAAUAAAUCCCCAUCUAAGUACUCUAUGCAUGUGACAGUGGUUAGUGUACCCCUUAUUAUAGGUAUUAUACUUAAUAAUACUCCCAUACCGAAUACUAAUAUAGCUGUAGUGUAGUCACUAUAUUUAGUACUAUUCAUAUUUAUAAAUCCAUAGUAUAGUAUACAUGAUAAUGUAGUAUAUAUAAUACUGAAUAAUAAAGGGAAUACUCCCACUGAUAUUAAUCUGUUAUAAUAAUUACUACUCUUGUAUGCACUUAAUUGGUCUACUGCUAAUUUCAUGGAUGUACUAUACUUUGUACCGUAUAAUGCAUUAUACACUAAUGCAUAUCCAUUUAAUUGGUCUAUUGUUAGUGAUAAUAAUUCCAGUAUAAUUAACACUAUAAACCCAACAAUCAGUAUAAGGAGUCUAAGUGCACUAUUGUUCCUAUUACUAUCACUCCUUGACUCUAUGAAAUUCUCACUGAUUUCUUGUAUUAUGUAUACUACUGCCCCUAAUAAUGAUGCUAUAAAUAUAGUACCCGUUGAUAAUAUUACUCUACUUAUACUUACUAUAAGUACAUUCUUAUG